Diversispora eburnea is the source of this 444-nucleotide messenger RNA. Lineage: Eukaryota; Fungi; Glomeromycota; Glomeromycetes; Diversisporales; Diversisporaceae. The record is from the annotation of a GenBank genome assembly.
AUGGUCAAACUUGAAGAGGUUGCAGACGAUCAUGAAUCUACUGACGAUGAAUCGUCAGAUAAUGAAACAGCUAGUUCAGUAUCUUCAGGUUCAUCAAGUGAUUACGAAGAAUCAGUUUUUGAACGAGUAUUAGCUUUACGUGAUAUUAUACCUGAAGAUACUAGGGAAUCAAUAUCAAAUAAUGUUUCAACGUUAAUGAGCUUUGGAGCAAAAACGGCACGAUUUUUAGGAAAUACAUUUUGGGUGUUAACCACAACAGCAUUGAUAUUGGUAAUGCCUUUAGCUUUAGAAAUUGAAAAAGAAAGUGCUAUUAUUCAAAUGGAAAAUGAACAAAAAGCUAUGAUGGGAGGACAAACGGGUAAUCCUUAUGGUCAGCCAGGUGAUUCUCCGGGACAACCUUCCCAACCUCAACAACAACCUCGAUUGAUUCCCCCUGGUUUCUAA